Molecule: messenger RNA, 1625 nt
Organism: Drosophila obscura
Lineage: Eukaryota; Metazoa; Arthropoda; Insecta; Diptera; Drosophilidae
Product: chondroitin proteoglycan-2
Exons: 2
Coding region: 71-1546 (491 amino acids)
Cellular component (GO): extracellular region
Molecular function (GO): chitin binding
Source: RefSeq, a predicted model, not a curated record
ACUCUGCCAGGUUCGCCACUUAGUCGUUCGCGAAUUUCGGACUACUUUAAAGCUGCUGAAAGUCUUCAAAAUGCGCAACACCGAUUUUUGUGCUCUUUGGACGCUUCUGCUGGUCGCAGCCGCAUCCGCUCAACUAUCGAGUGUCUGCCUCUAUGAGCCGGACGGAACCCGACUGCCUGUGGUCACCCACUGCGGUCGCUUUGCGGUAUGCCAACAUGGAGAAGUGGCUGCCAUCGGCAGCUGCCCCCGCGGUCUUCACUUCAAUCGUGAACUGGCCGAGUGCGAUUUCCAGUGGCGGGCCAACUGCUUGGGCUUGUCGCCAUUCGCAGUUGCUGACGCCAGGGCUGAUGCAGACUGCACCUGCACUUGUUGCGCCGAUGAAUGUCCGGACACUGACGAGGAUGGGCCUGGUCUGACCACGUUGGUAACAGAGCCUUGCGACACGGAGUCGUCAACCACAGAACCAGUCGUCACAAGCUCUAUAAACCCCACAGUACCGGAUGAGCCCACGGAUGGUGUCUCCGAUGAGACUGCAGAAUCCAAUGAGACCACAACCGAUGAGACCACAACCGACACGAACAAUGCCGUCGACACCACUCCGUCCGUUCCAUCCGGUGUGCCCACCUACUGCGCCAGCCAGCGCGAUGAGUGCGCCAACGAGAGCAGCAAUGCCAAGCUGCAAAUUCCCGGAGAGUGCGGAAAGUACAUCCAGUGCAGUAAUAAAUGCGUUUACGAGAUCAGUUGUCCCUCCGGACUAUACUUCAACUCCACUAACGGGAACUGUGAUUACCCAUGGAACGUGGAUUGCACACCAGCGUACGUCGCGGACUCCCCAGAGGAUAUUGAGGGACCCUCGGGCACGACCUGUUCAAGUCAGGGCGUUUGUGCGGGCAAGCGUGACGGCACGUUGCUCGCCGAUCCCGACACUAAUGGAUACUUCGUGUGCCAAUGCCAGUGCCCCAUCGCCAUGCCCUGCGACGAGUACACCAAAUUCAAUCAGACUGCUCAGGUCUGCGAUUGGGACUGGAGCGCCGAGUCUACUGCGGUUAUCUGUCCCGAAGGUCUCGUCUACAACGCCACCUCAGAGGUGUGCGAUUAUCCUGAGGGAUAUGUUCCGAAAGUCGCCUGCAACAGCACCAGCACAGUGUGCCAGGGCGAGGAAGAAGGAGCCCUUUUCCCGGUCGAUGGGGUGUGUAAUAAGUUCUACAAGUGCAACUACAAUUGUGCCGUUGAGCAGCUGUGCCCAAACAACUUGAUCUUUGACGCCAACACUACGAUCUGCGACUAUCCACAAAACGUGGAGUGUCAGUGGCCACAUACGCCGCCGUCAGGACCAAACGCCGGACCCUCGGGAAUCGCUUGCGAGACCAACGGCCGCUGCCUGAACGCUCGGGAGGGCACCUAUUUGCCAUCCGAGACCAGUUGCAAUGGGUACGUCAUCUGCCAGUGCGAGUGCGAGGUCGAGUUGGCGUGUCCCGAUGGCUUGUACUGGGACCAGGACCUAUUGACCUGCAACUACAGCGUCAACGUCAAAUGUAGUCUAUAGCUUAAAGUCGUCCAAUAAAAUAUAUAAUUUUUAUGGCAACCGAAUGGGCUGCGGUCCCUCGGCCCCUCGGCCCCUCUGC